This is a messenger RNA of Triticum turgidum subsp. durum (durum wheat), 528 nucleotides long. Lineage: Eukaryota; Viridiplantae; Streptophyta; Magnoliopsida; Poales; Poaceae. The record is from the annotation of a GenBank genome assembly.
AUGGAGGGUAAAAUCGGCGGCUCGAUCGCGGCGGAACAGGGUGAAAUCCUGAAGGGGAAGAAGGCGAGCGCGUCGGAGGGGUCUGAAAUCCGGAAGAUGAAUAAGGCGAGCGCGUCGGAACGGGGUGAAAUCCGCGCGUCGCAGGGGACUGAAGUCCUGAAGAGGAAGAAGGAGUUGGCGGAGGCAAUAGCGGCGGAGGGUCGCCGGUGGCUGGGCCGCAGGACCACGGCGGAGGAUGCACAGCCGUCCGGGUCCGGCAAGAAGAGGAAGGUGGUGGUCAAGAGGAGGUUGCCGCAGGCACUCAUCGACUUUUUGAUUGCAAAUCCCUGCAAGCUCGUCGAUGAGCUCCCUGACGACGUGCUGGCCGAGAAGGACUAUGAAUACCGCGAAACCUACGCUGAGAAAAAGGACAAGGCCCAGAAGAUAAAUGCCUACAAUCAGACCCUCAUCGACCAGUACUACGCGAAUGGCUAUGCGGAUGACGAGUCUGAGGUCAGUGACGACGAGGAGGAAACGGUGGAGAACUAA